Messenger RNA from Pseudocercospora fijiensis CIRAD86, 2277 nucleotides. RefSeq lists its product as uncharacterized. The record is from RefSeq and is a predicted model, not a curated record. Bases 1 to 2163 code for a protein of 720 amino acids. The transcript has a single exon. Lineage: Eukaryota; Fungi; Ascomycota; Dothideomycetes; Mycosphaerellales; Mycosphaerellaceae.
AUGGCGCUACACGGACCUCUCGUCCGUCGUUGGGAUGCGCCUUUUGGGCUGCAACCAAGAAGCCAUGACCUGGUGCCUUUCGCAACGCCAAGCAGUCGAGACAUCUACUAUCCAGGCGGCAUCCGCAAUCAUCACUGCCUACCGUAUGGCCAUUUUGGUCACGUUGGACAAUAUCUGAACCAUCCAGGGCGAAAUCCAUACCGUGCACCAGAUCCGACAGGAGUCAGAGGCUUUACUUCGCUCACGGACAAGACUAUCGAGACCACUGGAGACCUUGGAUGGACGCUUGACUAUGCAACAGCAUGGCUCUAUAAGUACCUCAACAACAGUAGACCGGACAUCGCCGACGCAAUCGACCAUAUUCGUGAGUCCUUCGACAGCGUGCGGUAUAAUGAAGCAUUUCUCAUCUUCGACAUGCUGGAUGCGGCAAUAUUUGGUGGCAAGCUGAAAGGGAUGGUGUUUCUAACAUGGUCGCCGCAAGCGAGUUGUUCGCCAGGCAGGACAUCUGCGCCAAAUGUGGUCCCAACAAUCCCGCGCAUCUGCAUCCAACUCAACCAGCUGCUCUUUGACGACGGCGUAGCUGACGUCGAUGAACUUCUCGAAGUCAUGAUUCACCAAAUGAUCCACGCCUACUUUCUCGUCAGCUGCGGUGCACAACAGCGAGGCGACAAGGCCGACGGGCGCCUCGAAGACGGAAAGCAUUUCGCAGUCAUCUUAAUGGCGAUCAGGGGAAUCAGCAAGGAGUGCGAGGAAGGCGAGUUGGAGCUCAUUUUUCAUGCCUCGAAAAGGCGUCAGCGAGAUAUGGGCGUACCUCCUGGACGAGCGGCAAUGACCACCGCUCUGGCUGCGAGGAGAGGGCUUGACCCGCACCUUGCCAUCAAUCCCGGUGGACAGCACGUGGGCUUCGGACUCGUCGAUAAUCAGACAAACUGUCUCCGAGACAACAGACACGUAACUCCGGCUGAUGUACAAAAUUGGCAGAUGAUUGACUUCGGCAGGUCGCUCGAGCUCGACAUGGAAGCAAAGGGAGACAAGAUCUGGGACUUCGCUGAGGAUGGAAAGCUUGUGGAGAUGGAAAGAAACAAAUGUCCUCCUUCUGCAACGUACAUUGAGAUGCUGUGGGACGACAGAGGCCUGGUAAAACGCGUCAUGGCGAAGCGCGAGAACGCUCUGACGUUCAAAAGCUUGGAGAAGCCGCUGUUGAAGCACGAGCGUUUUGAGUUGAAGGUACCAAAAGACACGACUUUCGAAAUACUCAAGUGCAUUUGGGACUACAUCAGCAAGAAUGGCUACUGCGCUACACCUCUCGAGAAGUACUUGCACGGGCCCGUGAAAGGAGGCGACGGUCCGCCAGUAUUGUAUCGCGAGCACACACCAGGGCUGCCAGCGCCUCCAGACACCAGCAUCGUGACUCACAUCAGAGUGUUCAAAGCCGCUCAGAGCAUGAAAUUCGUCGAGCUCCAGCGGUAUGCCCUGGGACACAUGUGGCAGGUGCCGUGGACCCACGAAGAUCCCAUGCUUCUGCUUUGCGAGCUUUACAACGUUGAGGAUGAGCCCGAGCCAGGUCCAAUAAGUGCAGAGCUACAUAAAUGGGCUCGCAUGUUCCUUGCUAAGAGAGCACAACACGGUCCUACCCAUCAUCGCACCUACUUGAACCACGACCAUGACAUCUACCAUCACCACCCGCCCGCGCCACGCUACACAGGACAGCCCAACAUGACGAAAAUCCGGUCGUGGCAUGGGCCCGAGUUUCGGGAUCUAUAUUAUCAAAGCCAAGCAUUCCGAGACGAUCUUCAACAGGCGCAACUCAUGGUCGUCACUGGCACCGGCAAUAUCCUCGCCAGGAGAGCAGCGGGCGGAGGGGCAAGCGCAAGACACCACCUCACUCGUGAAGCUGUCGUGGCACCUCUGGCUAUCGCGAACGGUCCGGGUCUGCGUGGAUUUCUCGACGACGACAUUGAAGCCGAACCCAUCUUGCCUCUCCCGGACAUAGCUGGCUUGGAUCUGAAUGGCGGCGCUAUGGGUAGAGGAGGCUUCGGAGUACCACGAGGAGGUCUGGAUGCUAGCAUUAUCAAUUCUCUCGGCGGCAUUGGUGCAGGUAACGGAGUCCCACUCGGCGCAAUUCCUCGUGGACCUGGGCUGAAUGCGUACAUGCCCAUAUGAGCAAAAAGGUUCUUCUUACAAUCUUGAGCCCUUCAUACUUUCGCGGAAUUUUGAGCGUUCGCAUGUCUAUGUAGAGUACAUAGCUGUAGAUGUAGAGAAGAAUUACUUGCAUUC